CAAGUGAAGUUCGCAUAUCUUCGCUUAAAUUUUUUCCAAUAAAUUUGUUUAUUGGAAAAACAAGCAAAACUCAUUUAUCAGUUGACAGUGUUUGUGUAUUUCGCCAUGCUGGAAGUUUUGAGUUGGUUCAGUUCCUUUGAAAUGUACAAAAGAUGAAAUAAUUAUAAAGUAUUCAUAUUAAAAAAUGGGUACAGAAGAUAUAAAUACCGACACUACGGAUUCGAGGAAUUCGAAAGAUGCCUUCUUCGAUCCAAAGCCUAAACCUAAAAUGAUAAGAGUGUUGACAGUAUUGGCAUAUGUUUUAAGUGUUUCAAUGGCUGCUAUAUUUUUAUCGAUUUAUUACAUAUUUAUGUGGAAUGGAGAGCCACAUUUAGGGGCUCACAAAAGUGAAUCUCUUAACUAUAGUAGCUUAGGGGAGAGUGACAAUGGACUGAAUGCUUCUUUACAUAUAGAUACUGUACCACAAGCGCUAGAACGGAAAGCAGUAGCAGAAAUUGUAGACGAUAAUAGAAAAAUAAAUUUAACUGACUUUAAUAUUAAAGAAGAUUUAAACAAUGAAUCUAGUACUAUAACGAAUACAUUGACAGAUAGAGAUUUGCAACAACAGUUUCCAGCAGUUGAGCCAGAAAUGAGGCUGCCAUCUCCUACAACAACUUCGGAAGAUAAUACCACAAACUGGCAAGAAGAUUAUAACGAUAGUUUAGAAGAUUUAAGAAAAACGAGUAAACUAAUUAAGAAGCUGUGGGAUAGAGAGGAAGAAAAUUAUUGAAAAACAUUUAAAUUUAAUGUGUUAAUGUAUACUAUAGAAAACUCUCAUAGCAGAGGUAGUACAUAAUUAUUUUAUUGAACACAAAAGACUUAAAAUGUGAUGUCACAAAAUAUAGUUGUAAAAACUUUGUAUAUGGUCCGUAUACAUUUACAUAUGCCACGAAGACUUUUUUAUUUCAAUUAAUUGCGUCAACUACUAAGUAGGAUCAUUAUUUUUGUUAUACUUUGUUACUAAAUAAAGUUGACUUCAUUGGCUUUACACAGAGUCUCUUAUUAUAUCGGAAUUUGUAGAUCCGACAAAGAUAAGAAAUUUUUUAAUAAAAAUUAACAUGAUGUCCUUAUUUUGGUAUUUGGAAGAUUUGUUUGAAGGUAAUGACUUUCUUGGUGACAUAAUUAACUUUUAAAUCCUGCUCCUCAUCCCUAUCACUUUCUUUCUAUUGAUUAUGAAAGAAGCUUGGGAAUAAUUACUCUGCAAAAAGCAAUAUUUUAGGCAGCGUGUAUCUGUCUUCGUUUUCCAUACAGAAGCUCUGUUCCUUCGUUUUUUAA
Messenger RNA from Diabrotica balteata, 1314 nucleotides. Lineage: Eukaryota; Metazoa; Arthropoda; Insecta; Coleoptera; Chrysomelidae. The record is from the annotation of a GenBank genome assembly.